Messenger RNA from Salvia miltiorrhiza (redroot sage), 1067 nucleotides. Its product is annotated as F-box protein GID2. The transcript has a single exon. The record is from RefSeq and is a predicted model, not a curated record. Gene Ontology annotation, molecular function: protein binding. Gene Ontology annotation, biological process: regulation of gibberellic acid mediated signaling pathway; gibberellic acid mediated signaling pathway. The coding region runs from base 247 to 843 and encodes 198 amino acids. NCBI's taxonomy places the organism in Eukaryota, Viridiplantae, Streptophyta, Magnoliopsida, Lamiales, Lamiaceae. Gene Ontology annotation, cellular component: SCF ubiquitin ligase complex.
UGAGAAACUUCUUGGGUUCUUUAGACAUCAUCACUUAGAUAUUGAGACCAAAUACUAUAGUUUAGAAUUUUAUACGAAAAGGUUAAAGGCGUCAUUUCAUAUUAAUAACACCAAAAGGCAUUAAUUUCCGAUCCUGACCUCAUUGAUAACACCCAAUUCACGAAAUUCCUUCUUGCUCGUCAAUUUCCCCCCAAUUAACAAAACCCUCAAAUCCGCAAUCCUCAUCCACAAUUCUCCGAUCCAGCGAUGAAGCGCCCCCUCGCCGACGAAGAAUCCGACUCCACCGCUGCCGGCGGCGGAGAAUCCGCUGCCACCGGUGACAAAGACGCGAACAAGAAGAUCAAACAAUCCAGCGAAGAAGACGAAGUAGGAGAGAUGUCGAAGGAGGCGGAGGCGGUGCUGCUGGACGAGAAUCUUCUAUACGAGGUGCUCCGCCGCGUCGACGACGGCCCCACCCUGGCCAAGGCGGCCUCUGUCAGCCGGCAGUGGCGGCGGACGGCUCACGACGAGCGGAUCUGGGAGCUGAUCUGCACGAGGCAUUACCACCGCAGCCCGACGCAGCUACGCGCCGUCGUCUCGGCGCUCGGUGGAUUCCGCCGCCUCUACUCGAGCCAUCUCUGGCCGCUGCUGAAGCCGGCUUCCUCUUCUUCGUCUUCAGCGCCGCUUGCUGCUGCUGCUGCUGCUGCUGCUUCCCCGUGGCCUUGCCUUCCUCUAGCUCCGGCGCCGCCGCCUGGGGCGGCGAGGUUGAAGGCGCGGUGGGGGAAGGAUGAAGUGAAUCUCUCGCUUUCCUUGCUCUCGAUUAAGUACUUCGAGAAGAUGAGUUUCAAUCACCGAAGCAAAUGAGAAAUUGGUGAUUUGAAUUCAUUCCGAUUGAUCUCGGUGAUUGAUUAUCUGAAGUUAAUUUCUGUGCCCUUUUCUUUUUUCCUAUUUUUCUUUAAUUAUUUAAUGAUGUUUUAACCGACGCAUAACUGCUUGUAAUAUUUGUGGUUUGGUGUAUUAUUAUGAAUCUACCACUGUAAUGAUUGAUCCUCGUUUCUAAUUAAGUUAAUUAUAUUUACCGUGCUGAA